UAUGUAUAAAAAAUGGCGUGAAAAAAAUGUAAGGAAAGUAUUUGAGUAUAUAAAGAUUGGGUGUAGGCUUUACUACGACAUUAUUAGAUUCCGAAAUUUUUGAACUAAACUUAUCUUUGGUUUAGAGUAUUUACAACGGAUUUAGCAUGAUAACAGUUUUGGUUUUGUUGUCACAGGCUGUCUUCGGUCAGAGUACCCCUGUGGUGUAUAAGCCAUCACCAUUUUAUGUUCAACCAGCACAAUUUAAAUAUGUGGCACCUGUCGUUGUCAAAGAAUCGAAGCCUUAUAGCUUUGGAUAUAAUGCUCCUGCGAUUGGUGGCGGCAGUUCGAGACAGGAAACAUCAGAUGGAUCCGGUAGAGUUGUUGGAUCUUACACCGUGACUGAUGCCGAUGGCAGAGCUAGAAUUGUUGAUUAUUAUGCCGAUGAAACAGGAUUCCAUGCUAAUGUCCAAACCAACGAGCCAGGUACUGCAAACCAAAACCCCGCUGACGUUUCUGUCCAAUCUUAUGCUGCUCCAGCUGUUUCACCUGUAGUAUCACCUAAAAUCAUUGCAGCUCCAUCCAUAGUUGCUCCAGCACCUAUUUAUCGAGCACCCAUAAGAAACAUAGCACGAAGAGUUUUUGCUCCGGUUCCUGUUUCUUACGGAUAUCUGCCAGCUUAUAACACUUUGCAGUACGAACCUGUCACGUAUGGAAGCUAUUAUUCUCCAUACAAACUAAGUUAUUACAAGUAGGAAAUGAUAUAUAUUUUGAUUCAAGCCACUGUAAGAGGAUUAUUCUAGAUUUUAAAACUGAACAGUUAAAAUUUUAUUGUUUUAAAUAAAUUGUAAUUUCUGACGAAA
Parasteatoda tepidariorum (common house spider) is the source of this 842-nucleotide messenger RNA. RefSeq lists its product as uncharacterized. Gene Ontology annotation, molecular function: structural constituent of chitin-based larval cuticle. Gene Ontology annotation, cellular component: chitin-based extracellular matrix. Lineage: Eukaryota; Metazoa; Arthropoda; Arachnida; Araneae; Theridiidae. The record is from RefSeq and is a predicted model, not a curated record.